This is a messenger RNA of Colletotrichum godetiae, 1127 nucleotides long. RefSeq names its product eukaryotic initiation factor 4E. The record is from RefSeq and is a predicted model, not a curated record. The transcript is spliced from 3 exons. Bases 173 to 940 code for a protein of 255 amino acids. Gene Ontology annotation, biological process: translational initiation. Lineage: Eukaryota; Fungi; Ascomycota; Sordariomycetes; Glomerellales; Glomerellaceae. Gene Ontology annotation, cellular component: eukaryotic translation initiation factor 4F complex. Gene Ontology annotation, molecular function: RNA 7-methylguanosine cap binding; translation initiation factor activity.
CGACGCAACAUACGACCUCAACUUCACCUUGAACCGGACACUUGCCUUUCGACUCGACACUCGACACCUCUCUCCGUCUUCCUGCUCCUGCGACAUCAUCUGUCGCUGUCUCUCUUUUGCAUUCUCUCACUGAUACCCCCUUCCCACCGCCCUCCUAACCACAUCAUACGCCAUGGCCGCCAGACCUGCGCUCUUCACCCGUGGUCUCUCGGGGCUCUCCCAGAGCACAACCGACCCCAACUCGCCCAGUGUCAGCUCCCCGGCCGACCAGCGUGACGAUGCGAAGCGCAACUUCCUCAAGGCCAUGCGCCCUCUGCCAACACAACACUACUGGAACGUGUACUUUGACAAACAAGCAAAGGACCAGCAAAAGUCGGGCAACGAUGAUGAGUACAAGGUGCAGUUGGAACAGCUUGGCGCGCAGAUAGAAUCCGUUCAGGACUUCUGGAAGUACAACAACAACACCCCCGUCGAUCAGAUCAAGAUGCGCGAGUCCAUAUACCUCUUCAAGCAGGGCUUCAAGCCCAUCUGGGAGGACCGCCGCAACAUCAACGGUGGCGCCUGGACCUUCCGUGUGCCCAAGAACAUUGGCCCCGAUGUGUGGACACGCGUGCAGCUCCUUGCCAUUGGCGAGAAGCUGCAGAGUGUACUAGACGACAACGACCAGAUUUGUGGCGUUGGUCUCUCCGUCCGCUUUAACUCCCACCUCAUCUCCAUCUGGCACCGCGACGGUUCCAAGCAAAAAUCCGUCGAUGCCAUCCUCGAGUGCGUACUCGAAGAGCUCCCCGCUGAGCUGCGUCCCAAGGCCGACAACUACUUUUACAAGCGCCACCAGGACCACGCUGGCUUCAAGGCACCUCCCGAGCUCCAGGUCGUCAUCGACUCACAAAAGGCAGCUGCCGACAAGGCCAAGGCUGCGGCCGGAGAGGCGCCGGCUUAGAAGGUCAACCGCGUCCCUCCGCAUUCUGCCCCCUUUUGAGGUCCUGUUGGGGUCUGGGAGGAGCUUCGCUGCGGUCCAAAGGCCAAGCACCGUAGUUUCUGCACGAAUGCCUCCUAGGCCUUUCUCUUCUCUGCACAAGAGGCAACCCCCAUCCAGUGACGGACGCAGUGGUGAGGAGGAAUCUCAC